Molecule: messenger RNA, 2103 nt
Organism: Trichomonas vaginalis G3
Lineage: Eukaryota; Parabasalia; Trichomonadida; Trichomonadidae
Product: cleavage and polyadenylation specificity factor subunit 2 family
Exons: 1
Coding region: 1-2103 (700 amino acids)
Biological process (GO): mRNA 3'-end processing by stem-loop binding and cleavage
Cellular component (GO): mRNA cleavage and polyadenylation specificity factor complex
Molecular function (GO): RNA binding
Source: RefSeq, a predicted model, not a curated record
AUGGAGAGUGAUACCACAAGUAUUUCAUUUCAGCCGCUUUCUGGAGCCCAAUCAACCACUCCAUUUGCUUAUCUUCUCCAUGUUGAUGAAUUCACAUUUUUAUUGGACUGUGGUUGGACAGAAGAUUUCAGAUUAGAAGAUAUUCAAACACAAAUAGAAAUUUGUUCUCAUGUUAAUGCAGUUUUGCUUUCACAUGCCUCUAUAGAGCAUAUUGGAGCGCUUCCUUAUCUUUGCAGCCAUGGUUUAUCCGCUCCAAUUUUUGCAACUAUGCCAAUUCCAGCUCUUGGAUCACUUCUUAUUUACGAUUCAUAUUUAAACAUACGCGAUGAAGAAGAAUUUAAAGAAUUUAAUGCAAAUGACAUCGAUCAAGCUUUUCAAAAAAUUAAUCGUAUGACAUAUCAGCAAUCAGAACAACUUGAUGGCAAAAACAUUACAAUUACACCAUAUAACGCAGGAAAUACGCUUGGUGGAACCGUCUGGAGGAUCGUAAAAGGCCAAAAUGAAGUUAUUUACUCAGUUUCAGUUGGCGACCACAGUAAAUACCUCAGCAGCUUCAGCCUUGAAUCCGGAUUGCAUCCAACCCUCUGGAUUCUCGAUGCGCGAGGCCCAGAGAGCCAUCGCGACGGAAAAGAAGAUGAGUUCUGGAGACAAAUAUUUGGUAAGCUAAACGGCGGCAAAACGAUUAUUUUCCCUACAGACGGCGUUUCCGGUUCUUUGGAAGUAAUUUCGAGAUUAAAAGAACAAUGGAAGAAAGUCAAUUGGAAAUGGAAGAUAUACUUUUUAUCACACAGUUCUCCAGCUGUUUUGAAGAACGCGCAGUCAUUAUCUAACUAUUUAUCAUUAGAUAUUCAAGAAAAGAUUAAUUCAGGCGAAUAUCCAUUCGAAUUCAACGACCCUGAUCUCAGUUACUUCUCGUGUGUUACCAGUAUCAAGGAUAUCGACUUUAGCCAAGGCUGUGUCGUUAUUUCCUCAACAGAUACUUUAGAACGCGGUUUCUCAAGAAAAUUAUUCCUUGACAAGGCCAACUCGGACAAUCUGAUCAUAUUUACCCAGAGAGAACCCCCUUAUUCGUUGGCCGAAGCCUUAAGAACGAAUAAUGCCCACAGAACCUUCCGUUUUAUCAUCAAGCACAGGGAGCCAUUGACAGGAGAAGAGUUGGUUAAGUUCAUGGAGAAGCAAAGUGCUCUCCAAGAGAAGGCAAACGAAAUUGAAGGAGAUAUCAGCGACGAAAGUGAUGAAGUGAGCCAAGAAAACAUCGAGAACUCCAGCCAAAUCGCACAGUCUCUGAAAAAGCACUUCUUCCAGUUCAAAAGAAAGGAAACUUCAGAUUUAUCAGAUUAUGGAGCGAACAUUGUAGUCGAAAACUAUCUAAAAGGUGCUAACCCGAUGGCUCCUUCCAAGAUGGAUACGUCAAAGAUGAUAGAUUCCUCUCUUACCCAACAAAAUUUCAUCCAAGAGCUAGUAUACAAGCCAUCCAAGUUUAUGAUCACUCAAUAUGACUACAAUUUCGUUGGUACAGCCGUUUUCUGGAAUCUCGAAAGAACUUCCGAUUAUUCUACAAUUGCUUACAAUGUAACAAGCUUCAAUCCGACCGAUAUCAUUAUAAUUGGCGCUAAGAAGGAGAACUGUGAAGAAUUGAUGAAGAUUUUGAAGGGAAAAUCCCCUCAAAAUACAAGAAUUUAUAUUCCGGCCAUUGGAGAAAAAGUGUCUCUUCAAAGGGAUCUGACCACACGUAAAAUUAGCCUUUCCCGUGCUUUAUUGAGUGGAAUUGACUUUGUAAACUGCGGAGUCAACGAUAUCGCGUACAUUGAAGCAACUCUUAAAGCGGAUGAGCACCAGCAGUUCGUACAAGCAAGACCUGUCGAAAGCAGUGCAGGACAUCAAGCAACUUUCGUUGGAACAAUUGAUAUGAGCCAACUUUCAAGUAAACUGGAUUCCCUUGGAAUCAAUAAUGACUUCAAGGCUGGAGGUGUCUUGGAAUGCGGUAGAAGAAGAGUUAAAGUAAGAUUAGUUAAUGAAAAAUCAAUUACAGUCGAAGGAAUGAUUUGCCCUGAUUAUAUUAAGGUUAGAAAUGCUAUACAAGACUUACUUAAGAUGAUUUAG